AUGCUCACAUGGUUCAGCCAAGCGAAAGGAGCGUCUGGGAACAAACGACAGCUCUCGGGGCGCAUACAUAUCUUGGGUCUGGAGAAUACGUCCUUGUUUGUUGCUCACUCAUUAGCGAGUCGACCAUCUGUGCCGCCAAUUACCCUUCUGCUGCCCAAUACCGUCGCUUACGAAUCAUGGUUGAAUCACCGCAAGUGUAUAAGUCUUCAAACGAAUUCAUUGGAGGACAAGAAAACUGGUUUCGAUGUCGAAGUUAUGGACAACGGCACAUGGUACUCGUUUCCAUACGAUGCAGCGGAGGAAGCCAACCCCUUCAAGCAAGAACCGGACGAUAAGCUCGACACCCAAAACAAUUCUGAGCUUGAGUCCGACUUCUACGCAAUUGCCGCCGAUACCGAGCUCAACGAACUCAGUUAUUCGGAGGUCAACGAGAGCAAUCGGGAAAUCGAGUGUCUGAUUAUUGCCACCGGUGCAAAUAUGACUACGUUAGCCGUGCACGAUGUCAAGCAUCGCUUAACUCCCGAUUCGACAAUCUUGUUACUCUCAAGUGGAUUGGGCCUUAGAGAUGAGAUAAAUGCGAAUGUCUUUCCGGACCCCGAGGAACGUCCGCAUUACAUGGAGGGAGUAGUCUCUCAUAAUAUCACUCGGAGACAGCGCGGUUAUCAAAUCAAGCACCUUGACGUGGGUACCACUGUUUUGGGGGUCCCACUGCAAGAUUCACAGUCACAACCCAAGACCGAGGACCUGUAUUGGAGGCAAAAUUGGGCCCCCACUACCAAAUACCUUAUGCACAUAUUGACCAGCACCCCGCCACUUGUGGCUACCGCAGCAGCUCCGACUGAUCUUAUGUUGCAUCAGCUAGAGAAAGUCGCCAUACAAUCCGUUCUAGAACCCGUGACCGCUCUCAUGGAAAUCCGAAACGGUGAUGUCCUUUACAACCCCGGUUUCAGCCGCAUAAUGCGGCUCCUCCUCCUCGAAACCUGUAGCAUUUUCGCUGCGCUGCCUGAGGUCCGGUCAGUCCCCGGUAUUGAGGCCCGCUUUAGCCCGGAACGCUUGCGUCGCAUGGUCGUUCAGCAAGCCGCAAGAACCUUUGACCAGGAUUCUCGUAUGCUGAAAGCUGUCCGGAACCGCUGGACGACUGAGAUUCGGUAUCUGAACAAUUAUAUCGUGCGCAGAGGCGAGAAGCUCGGUCUCAAACCCGUGAUGAAUUACUUGAUUAUGAGCUUGAUCGAAGGAAAAGCAUAUCAAAUCAAGCAACAAGAGGCCGCUGCAAUUCCCAUCGAUUUUGAGCCCACCAACAGCGACGGGCUCAAAGCGGACAAUAAACCCAAACCACAGUUUCCCGACUUCCCCAAAUAG
Messenger RNA from Aspergillus saccharolyticus JOP 1030-1, 1359 nucleotides. Its product is annotated as putative 2-dehydropantoate 2-reductase. The transcript is spliced from 2 exons. Gene Ontology annotation, molecular function: 2-dehydropantoate 2-reductase activity; NADP binding. Bases 1 to 1359 code for a protein of 452 amino acids. Gene Ontology annotation, cellular component: mitochondrion; cytoplasm. The record is from RefSeq and is a predicted model, not a curated record. NCBI's taxonomy places the organism in Eukaryota, Fungi, Ascomycota, Eurotiomycetes, Eurotiales, Aspergillaceae.